Molecule: messenger RNA, 1932 nt
Organism: Rotaria sp. Silwood2
Lineage: Eukaryota; Metazoa; Rotifera; Eurotatoria; Philodinida; Philodinidae
Source: the annotation of a GenBank genome assembly
AUGUCUUUGUCAUCUGCUGAACGUUUUUGUAUCUUCAAGGGGAAAUUGAAUCUUGAAGAAAAUAAAUCAUUAUUAGCAAAAUUUCGAGAAAAAGAUGCUGCUUGGCAUCGCAAAUAUCGACAAAUUAUCAACAAACAUCCAACUACACUUGAAAAACUUCGUGAACAAAAUCGAAAACGUCAAGCCAAACCUAUCAAAAAUGGAAUAAUUCUUCAACCAGUGAUCCAACCAAGACCAACUGAUAUAUCUGAAACUACAAAGAACAAGGUUAUUCAAUUUUAUCAAUUAGAUGAAAUCAGUAGCGUUGCUACUGGCAAGAAAGAUUUUGUUAUAAUUGACACUCCAGAUGGUUCAAAAGUCAAAGUUCAAAAACGACACCUUGUUAUGACGGUUCAAGAAGUCUUUGAACAAUUCAAACUUCAGUAUCCAAAUGAAAAAAUUGGUUCCACUUCAUUUAAUUUGCUGCGUCCAAAACAUGUUUUACCAAUGUCCAAUAUUCCUCAAAAUGUGUGUUUAUGUAAACAUCAUGCAAAUAUUGGUUUAUUAUUACGUUCAUUAAGCUCCAUUUUGAAAGCACCAAAAACAACAGUAAGUUUUCGUGAAGCUUUGGUUUGUGACAGCAACAACGAAAAAUGUAUCUCAUCAACAUGUGAAAAAUGUGGUGAAUUAAAAAAUUUUGAUAAAUUAUUUGAAUAUGAUGAUGAAAUUGGUGGCAAGGAUUUAGUUUAUCAUCAAUGGGAAACAUUUGAUUCAAAAAUUGUUAAAAUUGAAAAGUCUGGUACAAUUCGAGAUGCAAUUGAUGAUUUAAAAAGUCAAACCGAAGAUUUUUUGAUGCAUAGUUUUAUUACUCACGUACAAUAUAUCCAUUUUGAAGAUUGUAAACAAAAUGCAAGUCCAAAAUCUAUUGUAUUACAAAUUGAUUUUUCAGAAAAUUUUCGUACAAAAUAUCAAGAUGAAGUUCAAAAUGCAUUUUUUAAUUAUAAGCAAGCGGCUGUAUUCAAUGCGGUGGUUUGUGGAUAUGGCCGUGGGACUGUUGAUGGUGUUGGAGGUGCUGUCAAGAGGUUGGUUUGGAAAGGUAUGAUGGCAAAACAAUCUAUUGUACGUAAUGCUAAUGAUUUUGCACAUUAUGCAACAGCAGUUGCCAAAAAUAUCAAUAUUAUUUUUGUUGAUGCACAAGACAUUAAAUCUCAAUCAUCAUUACUUGAUCAACGAUGGAAUCAAGUGCGAGCUGUUUCAAAUACAUUAAAAAUUCAUUAUGUUAAGGCAUUAUCUCUUUACAAUAUUGAGCAAAUAAUUCACCAAAUAAAAACAAUUCAACUAAGUAUUAAGCAACAAAAAUUAUUUAAUAUAAAUGAUGAUGAAAUUUAUCUUAGUCAACUUACUGGACCAGUUACGAAUAAACAACCUGAAUAUAACGAAAUUUCAAAUGAUAAGAAUGAAUUUAAAAAUAAUGAAUUGCUACCAAAUAAUAAUGAUACAUUGUAUGAAGCAAUAUCAGAUGACGAUAAUGAAAAAAAUUUAUCAUUACCAUCAUAUGAUAAUGACUUACAUGUCAACAACAAUGAUAUGGUUGAUGGUGUCAGUGAUUAUGAACAACAACAAUCUUUCAAUAAGAAACUUCAAUUAUAUAGAGGAACACGGUCAGAUGACGCUCGAAAACAACGAAAUCGAAAAAGAAAUCUUUAUUUCCAAAUGCGGCGUUAUAGACAUUUUAUUACCCGUUCAUUCUACUGUAGAUUUACAAUCAAAUUAGUUCGGCACAUUCUUGCUAAAUAUAAUAUUCAUUAUAUUCAUGUCAAAUUAUUUGAUGAUUUAUUAAUUAUUGAUGUAAAAAACAAAAUAAUUCAACAACAAAAUGAACGAAGACUACCCGGUGAUAUAUUUCAUAAACAUUAUUAUUACCUGUUUCGUCAUGAAGCUCGAUAUUUCUGA